Molecule: messenger RNA, 735 nt
Organism: Alternaria viburni
Lineage: Eukaryota; Fungi; Ascomycota; Dothideomycetes; Pleosporales; Pleosporaceae
Exons: 2
Coding region: 1-735 (244 amino acids)
Source: RefSeq, a predicted model, not a curated record
AUGAGGGGAGCAUACAUUAGUAGGCGCCAGGGCUCGGUCUUCCCAGAGAUCACAUCUGCAAUUGGUGGUUUCGACACACCUCGCAGUUCAACCACAAACUCGCUGGCCUCGAGCACGGAAAGCAACGACGGUACAACAUCAUCUCCGCAGCCAUCGGAUGGCAAUGUGCCGACAGCGGCGCCACAGGACAACGGCAGCGGUAGUUCAGGGCUCGGAGGCGGCGCAAUCGCUGGCAUAGCUAUUGCAGCAGUCCUCGUUAUCGCGCUCAUCGGUGGAUGGUUCUUCUGGCGGCGAAGAAAACGCACGAGAGGGAAGGUCACGAGCACUGAGAUUAGUGCGCACGUCGCAGGAGACGGGGGCGGAGAUGGAGGCAUACCAGAGCUUGACACAAAGGAGCGCCCACAAGAGAUGCCAGGAAGUCGACAGGUACAAUCGCAAGAGCUGGAUCCUACACAGUACACCAAAUACGCUAUGAAUGGAUCUCAUGAGCUGAAAACCGAGCCUGAGCCAGCUGAGCUAUUGAACGGUCCCGACGAAUACACUGCGCCAGCGCCUUAUCACGCUCCGCAACGAUCUGCUGCUGAGAUGACGGAUAUGACUGAGGCAACGAGUAACCCACUUUCAUCCAAUGUCGAAGCGCAACGGAGAAGAGAAAUGGAGUGGCUAGAGAUGGAGGAGGAAAGGAUGCGGAAGCGGCGAGAGUUGCUUGCGGCGCAGGGAGGUGCAACGCCUUGA